Molecule: messenger RNA, 1318 nt
Organism: Glossina fuscipes
Lineage: Eukaryota; Metazoa; Arthropoda; Insecta; Diptera; Glossinidae
Gene: Tcs4
Product: probable tRNA N6-adenosine threonylcarbamoyltransferase, mitochondrial
Exons: 4
Coding region: 55-1293 (412 amino acids)
Biological process (GO): tRNA threonylcarbamoyladenosine modification
Cellular component (GO): mitochondrion
Source: RefSeq, a predicted model, not a curated record
ACUAACAAAAUAUCAACUAUAUAGCAGUAAAUUAAUAAUUUUAGUUUGGAAAAAAUGUUAAUAAUUCAUCAGAAAAUUACUAAUAAAAAUUUUUCAUAUAUUUGGCAAAAGUUUAUUAAAAGGAAUUUAACAGUUUUAGGCAUAGAAACGUCGUGUGACGAUACCGGCAUAGCGUUGAUUCGCCAUGAAAAUAACGAAAAUAAUAGAGUUUUGGCUAAUAUUUUGAAUUCACAGCAAAGCUUUCAUAUAAGAUAUGGAGGAAUUAUACCACCGCGAGCCCAAGAUUUACAUCGUGCUAAAAUUGCCCACGUCUUCGAGGAAUGUUUACAAGAGGCUCAAAUAUCUGCGCAAGAAGUUGACGCGAUCGCGGUCACAACCAAGCCAGGCUUACCCUUAAGCCUAUUGGUGGGCUUACGUUUUGCCCGCUUUUUAGCGCGUACUUAUAAUAAGCCUUUGGUGCCCGUUCAUCAUAUGGAGGCACAUGCGUUACAGGCGCGCCUAGAGCAUGACAUACCAUAUCCAUUUUUAUGUUUGUUAAUUAGUGGGGGUCAUUGUCAGUUAACGUUUGUACGUGGCCCGCAUGAAUUUCUAUUACUUGGCGAAAGUUUGGAUGAUGCUCCCGGCGAAGCGUUUGAUAAAAUUGUAAGACGUUUGCGUUUAUAUAUAAAUCCAAAAUAUCGUCAAUGGAGUGGCGGCCGAAUAGUUGAGGAAGUUGCAAAGCUAGCGAAACAACCGGAAGCAUUUCAAUUCCCUUUACCGCUGGCACAAACGCGCGACUGUAAUUUCAGUUUUGCUGGUAUUAAAAAUAAUUCCUUUCGUUCCAUAAAUAAACAAGAGAGAAAAGAAGGCACUCCGCCCGAUUCGGCUAUUAGUAAUUAUGCAGAUUUCUGUGCCGGACUUUUGCACGCUGUUAGCCGUCACCUAAUGCAUCGUACACAGCGAGCAUUAGAAUUUUGUAUUGCGCGCAACUAUUUUGAAGCGAAGCCACGUUCGCUGGUGGUAUCAGGCGGCGUAGCAAAUAACGAUGUCAUUUUCGAUGACUUAUCAAAUUUAGCUAAGCAUUAUAAUUGUGAAACAUAUCGUCCUUCUAAAAAAUAUUGUUCGGACAAUGGAGUCAUGAUAGCGUGGAAUGGUGUCGAACAAAUUUUAUCCAAUUUUCAAAGCUUACGAUGGGAUUAUUAUAAUUUAGAUAUAAAGGGUAAAGUUCCAUUAGGUGUAAGUAUAAUAAAUGAAGUAACCAAAUCCAAUAUGAAAUGUAAAUGGAUACAGCCCCGACGUGUGGCAAACGAAUGAUAGCGAACUAAAAAAAUAUUAUUAC